Molecule: messenger RNA, 1779 nt
Organism: Nannochloropsis gaditana CCMP526
Product: peptidase m50
Exons: 1
Coding region: 1-1779 (592 amino acids)
Biological process (GO): proteolysis
Source: RefSeq, a predicted model, not a curated record
AUGCCGGACGUGGUGUUUCGGCGCAUCCGUCGGAAAGCAUUGAAUCCCGACGAAUCCUUCCAACGCGCCAUGGGGGCUUUGCAACGCAUGAUCGAGACGGAGGAAGGCGGGAAAGAGGGCGGGAGGGAGAGUGAGGAAGACGCCGCCGCCUUGCUGGCUCGAUCCUUGAAUCCUCCGCCCGCGGGGAUGAAUUUGACGGCCCUUAUGUUGGAGGAGACGGACGCCGGAAAGGUCAAGGACGGCCUGUUGGAAUCGUUCCUCCAAUCGAUCUUCCCAGGGGCGGAGAUGGGGGCGGAGGGCGGGAUGCAGGACGGGGAGGUGGCCCCGGUGCCGGAACAUGUCUGGAAGAGCCUGCGCACGGAAGUGUUUGGGAAAACGGCGGGGGGGGCUUUCCUCUUGAAUUACGUGGUGGAUUUCGACGCCAAAUUCCACGUUAUGGUGGGGGAGGUGGGGACAGCACCGUCCGGCGUUCCCUUGAGCACGCCGGCCUUGCGCGAGGUGUUGAACCAACGCUUGGAGUACUUCAAUUUGACGGACGCGGUCUCCUUGUUCUUCCUCCGCUUCCCGCCCGAAACUUUGUUUGCCUUGGAGGACAUUGCCAUGGACGCCGCCAUGGACCAGUUUGAUGAGGACGGAGGGCCGCCGGAAGUGGGUUCGGGCGGGCGGGGGGCACGGCCUGGGGACGGGGACCUCUCAGAGGAGGAGCUGAUGCAAGAAGGGUUGGAUCUGCGCCUGAUUGGAGAGCUUAUACCUCGCUUUCUGGGCAAGUUGGCGCAAGGGCGGUUUGCCAUCUUGGCCGUGUCGAAAGGGGUGGUCCCGGACGACUCCAGCGUCUUGGACGAUCCCAUCGUCCGUGCGGCCUCUUUGGGGAUGGGGGCUUUGCUGCAAACCUCGGAAACCUUGCGCUUUGUCUCUCCCCCCCUCUUUGAACGCCUGGACCGGGAUUUUCUCGGCUUUUGGGCCCAUGUCUCCGAAUUUCCGGCGGUUACGGUCGGCAUCCCUCCGGUCCUGCUCCCUUUCGCCGGCCUGAUCGCUGCCCACGAGGCAGGGCACUACUUGGCUGCCCGCCGGUUCAAUGUGGCCUUGGGGCCCCUCGUGCCUCUGCUCGACCCUUGGUUUGGCUAUCUGGGCAGCCUGUCCCAAUUGAAAUCUUACCCCCCAACCCGCCAAGCCUUCUUCGACGUGGCCGCCGCGGGCCCUCUGUUGGGUUCCUUGGUGAGUUACGGCGUCUUCGGAGCCGGGCUCUGGCUCACCAAACUUGGCGCGUUGCCCGCGGGGGGCGAAUUUGCCCCCGCCUUGCCUUUGGCCUUGUUGCAGGCCUCUACCUUCGUGGCUGAGAUGACCAACGCUAUACUGCCGGGGGCCUUUGCGGUAGUCGAUCCGGGACAUGCCGCCUUGACCCUGCACCCGUUGGCGUUGGCAGGCUACUGGGGUGUCAUGUUCAACGCCUUGAAUCUCUUGCCCAUGGGCCGCUUGGACGGAGCGCGGAUGGUGGAGGCCCUUCUCGGCCGGCGGACGGCUGCGGCGGCCUCGACGUUUACGUUCUGGGGGACAGUGGCGGCGGGCAUUUGGCAAGGGCGCUUGGACCUGUUUUUUGCGGGUUUGGUGGUCCGAUUCUUUUGGUCGCGAAAAGCGGUGCCAUGCAUGGACGAAGUGGAAGAAGUUGGGGGUGAGAGAUAUUUCCUGGGAAUGGCAGGGUUGAUAUUGAUGCUGGGAGCGUUGAUACCGGCGACGUCGCACUUCGCGGGUGACAGCACGUACCUGUUGAAUAAUUUGUAG